CGUAAGCCCAUCUGCAGAUGUUUUCGUCGCUGCGGCCAAUAUUUUGACGUUCAUACCGUUUGCGUAUUUCGCAGAGACCAGUUAACGCGCUCGUAAAAUCGCAAAAAAUACAUUUAACGCGAUCGUUAUUUCUGUUUUUGUAAACACACUGCAAUUGGCCUGCAUUUUGCAUAAUUUACGCAACGAAGGCAACUGCGUGAGUGCACCAACACACAAACACACACACGCAGCCGUGCAAAAGAGAGCAGAAGAGAGUGAGGAGCGCAGGCGAGUUGGCAGCCAAAGGCAAAAAAUCAAAGUCUGUUGAAAAUCCACGAUAAAAAUAGAUCAAAAUGACGCGCUUGAAACAUUUCUCAGCAUAGAACGACAAUUAAUAGUAUUAAGAUUUAAAUAACACCCAACGACCGUGGAAAAACCAAACACAGUGCCAAAGCAACGCAACGACGCACAAACGCUUACAUAGUUGAUAAAAGUGCAUCAAAUAUAUUCGAUUUCCGAAUUUCUUCCGUCAUAUAAAGUGCUAAUAAUCCGUCACCAUGUCGCGUUCAAGUAGUUUGUUUUUCAAUUCGGCUGCCAAGUUAGAGACUAAAAAACUUAAUUGAUUCGAUCAAGAAAAAGUGCGAAGCAGCAGGCAGCAAAGAGUGAAAAUACACAACAGCAAGAUAAUCACUUUCGAAACCAGUUUUGUAGAGAAUCGCGAAGAGUGUUCCAGAAAAGUGCAACCACACAUUCCCACACACAGUAUAUGCACACACUAUACACACAUAUAGGUACGGCAUUCGAGCAUCAGAGCAUCCAGGGAAAAGAACCCACGCCCACAACCACACCACCCACUUCGGUUAAUCUCGCUUGGUAAUUAAGGGUUCAUCGCCUAAUGGCAAGUUCGCUCAACAAGACGAGACACAGGCGCAGACUGGCUGCGAUCUCGUUCCUAUCGAAUAUCUCGUUAGAUGGCACCCAUCGGGACACCAAAUUCGGCGCAACAUUCGGCAGCAGCCUGCUCUGCAACCAGAAUAAGAACCCAUCCUCGCUGGGACUCGGCUCGGGGGGCUUUCAUCCGCACUAUCAGCAGCACCACCAUCAGCGCAGCCAUUCGGCCACGCACCACAACCAUCAGAAGCGGCAUCAGACGCAGCAGCAGCAAAACACCCAACAGCAGCAACAUCAGCAGCAGCAGCAGCAUCAACAGCAGCAGCAGCAGCAGCAACAACAUCAGCACCAGAAUGGCGCCCUCUGUUCGCCGCUGCUCUGCAGCGCCGAUGUCCACAUGGGCAUCGAUGGCGGCCUCGGGCUGGGAAUGGGACUGGAGGACUGCACCACCGGUGCCAGCGAUGGGGACGGGCAUUUUAGUGAAACUGAAAAUAUGGGUCAAUACCUGAUGAACGUCCUUCCGGCCGCCGAGCACAAUCGCAGCAGCAUUGUGCCGGCCGAGAGACGCAACAUAAAGCGCCCGACCUCGUCGGGUCGUCAGAACCACCAGGCACCGGGCAAUGGCAAUAUGGGCAAUAAGCACCAACAGCAGCAGCAACUGCAGCAGCAGCACAAGUUGCAGCAGCAACAGCGGCAGGCACGGAGUUGCGCCGCCGGCAGCGGAGGAUCGGGUGCCGAGAGCGGCAGCGAUUCGGACAGCGUCAAGAUACCGCUCAAGGUGUCCAAUCUGGGCAGCGGCGGGGGCGUGGCCGGCGGAGCGGGCAGCAAGCUAUUGCCGCUGAGGGAACGCACCUUCAGCAAUGGGGCGAGCGAUCAGAACUUGCAGCCGGAGCGGAGGGCACGUUUGAACACGGCGCCGGGGAUGCGGGCGGGCUCCAAUUCGAACAUUGCCAUGGGAGGCGGCCUGAAGCGCACCUAUGUCUUGAGCGGAUCGAGCGUCAGCCACAUCACCGACGACAGCAGCACGGAGAGCCUGACUCCGGCGGGCAACUUUGCGGGCAGUUUCCGGAACAGCCUCAGCAAGUCGGUCCAGAUCAGCGAUAGCCGGCGUGGAACCUCCGGCCAGCCAUUGGGACUUGGACAGGCGCGGGAUGAGCGCAUGGUGCUGGUGUCGCGCAAGAUUCCGUUCUUCAUAUUCUCCUCACUUCCCUACUACAAGGGCAAGAAUGGAAGAGCUGAGUUUCGCAAGGAGGAUCGUCGUCGUCGGAAUCCAUCCACUUCACGUCCUUUGAGCUCGAUCAACGAUGCACCAUUCGAUCCCUUCGAUUUGCUGGGAAUACAGAAGGCCGAAAGUGGUCAGGACAUAUCAUAUGGUCAUCUGCUGAUUCCUUCACGUCAGUACGAAAAGGAGCGCAAGAAGCACGGCAAUGCAUCGGCAAAUCCUUCCAUCUUUGAGAACCAAAUGGAGAUCACGAGCACUGCGGCGCUCAAGAAUCAUGGCAUAGCGAGCACAAAAACCAUAACCAAACGUCAAGGCAAAUGGUGCUUCACUUAUGAGAACAACAACCGCAAUAGUGCAACCAGUCCGACGCCAGACAUGAAGCUGGACAUGGACAUUGAGAGUGUUAUCCUGGGCGGAGACUCGUCUCGUGGUCAAGUGUACUCCGCUAGCAUUUUGGACGAUCCGGAGUUGAUUGCUGGAAAGCAUCGCACUUUGCUGACCUUUACCUCUUACAUGACCUCCGUCAUUGACUAUGUGCGCCCAUCCGAUCUUAAGAAGGAGUUGAACGAUAAGUUUCGCGAGAAGUUCCCCACCAUCCAGCUCACGCUGAGCAAGCUAAGGAGCAUUAAGCGGGAGAUGCGCAGGAUCAACAAACUGGACUCGCGCAUCGAUCUGGUGACCAUAUCGCAGGCGUACGUGUACUUCGAGAAGCUCAUCCUGGCCAAUCUGAUCAACAAGAGCAAUCGCAAGCUGUGCGCCGGCGCCUGUCUGCUGCUCAGCGCCAAGAUGAACGACGUGAAGGGGGACGCCCUCAAGAGCCUCAUCGAGAAGACGGAGAGCGUGUUCCGGCUGAAUCGCAAGGAGCUGAUCUCGUCGGAGUUCGCCGUGCUGGUGGCGCUGGAAUUCAGCCUGCAUGUGAGCCGGCACGAGGUCCUGCCGCACUAUCAGCGGCUGCUCUACGAGUCCUAGGACUGGCCCAAGCGCUGCGCCGAGAAGAGUUUCCUGGCGGCAGCGCAGGCGGUACAGCAGUUGUGUCGCAAGGGCAGUCGCAAGUAGGCGUCCGUACUUAUAGCAUACUUUCGGGUGUUGGGUUUUCAACGAUCAUAUUGAUUAUAUUGCCUAGGCUUAGGGCGUAGCUAAAUAAGUUUUGCUAAAACAGUCACAAGACAACAA
Molecule: messenger RNA, 3265 nt
Organism: Drosophila teissieri
Lineage: Eukaryota; Metazoa; Arthropoda; Insecta; Diptera; Drosophilidae
Product: CDK5 and ABL1 enzyme substrate 1
Exons: 9
Coding region: 875-3061 (728 amino acids)
Biological process (GO): regulation of cell cycle
Source: RefSeq, a predicted model, not a curated record